AUGGCCUCUCUCUUUGUAGAAGCACACUCGCUCUCGGAUAUAACUCAGUUAGCGUCGAACCCUCCACGAUAUCCUCGAAAUCCAACUGCGCAGAAGCGAUCACCUUUAACUCUUUAUAUUGCUCGAGUACCUGGGACGAGAGAUAUUAUUCUCACUACACUCAAGCCGCAACUUAAGAAUGUGACCGCUCAGGAUGUCGCAAGCUCUUUAUACUACCUGCAUUUCAAUACAGCAGAUGAUUUGCGAAUUUCAGAGGAAGUUCGGACAAGCUUGCCUCCGGAUCCAGCAGAGCUUGCGAGGAGCACAUCUCUCCAUAAGCCUCUUUCUCGGAAACCUCUUCCCGAGUCAGCUCGAGCUUCUCUGGAAGUAUCUCAAGCUGAUUUAGCUUCGGGAGGAGUCAAUGCCCGUACUCACACUACGUCUAAAUCACCCCUCACCAACAUCUCUACCCAGCAUUCUAUACGCCGGCGACCAGUGGGUCCUCGCUUGCCGAUAUCCAAUUCAGGUGCCACAAGUGACUCGGUGCCUCAAGCUGAAGAUGAAGCAUCACUACCUUCACAAAACCUAGGACGAUCAGCUAAAGUCAGCAGCGAUUCAAGCAGAAGCAUGGAGCUCGGAGUAUCCGAGCAGUCAGCCAACUACGGUGGGAGAAACCCCAUCGAUGACUUCUCGAUAACGAUUAUACGGCGAGAUCCGACUUCUGGAGCUCAGUGGAAUAUUGGAGAAGUGAGUGGACGUCCUGCUGUAGGACUCAAACCUGACAGCGGGUCAAGGUCUCCUCCAAAGACGAAGAAACCAUAUUUUGAUAUCUCUGUCGACAUCACAUCUCCAGGCUAUGCACCUUUUCGGGCAUCACACACAAACUCACAACCAACAGACGGCACAACAAGCGCCAAACUACCCGACAAACAAUCCUUCAUUGCCGAUCAAAUUAAGGCAGAUCAGCAGCGAGGGUCCACUUUGAGUUCCAGCUUCCAUCGGCAGGUUAGCAUGGAAGGGUCUGGAUUCUGGGCGCGGUCUGCGAUGCAACACAAAAGGACAGCUUCGGACCUCGCAUUGAAAAGUGCGACUCGGGUGCAAGAUGAAAGUAGCACCUCCACGACCGGGAUGCCUGAAGGUACUACCAGAACAUCCCAUACAAGGCAUUCUUCAGACGAAUCAGACGAAAAGGGUUACAUGUUUACAAGUCUGUGGGGAGGCCGUUGUAAGUUCACAACUGGUUCGGGAGGUCGAAGUCUGCGAUGUAAACACAUUUUAGCAAACAAUACGUCCACAAGUCAUGCUUAUGAAUCUAUGGCUGCUGCCCCCCCACCCGCACCUGUAAGCGAGCUUCGCUUCAAUCUUCCAUCCUCUGAUAUAUUUGCCUCCUUCGUAGCCCACACGAAGGAGCAAGGUACAAAGCAUUUUCGCGUUCCAAAAUUCAGCCAUAUACGCAAUAAGUUAUCCUCGGAGAAUUCGCCAGCUCUACCACCUAGGCCACCCAAUUCUUCUCGCUAUUUCACGGAUUCGGAAGAUCCGCAAGAUCGACCCCCUUUAUCACCACGAUCGAAUUACUCUUCGUUUGCUGAUAAUCUAAAUGGGGAGGACGACGAUUAUGAUGUCCGUCACAAGUCUCACCCAGGGCACGAUGAAGAUGAUGGCCGGCUGGAUCUGAGUCUUGGCCAAGAGAAGGCAGGAGGUGGAAACCGGGGUAAGAGAGCAAAACUAGGAAAGCUUGUUAUCCACGACGAGGGAUUCAAAAUGCUCGAUCUUGUUGUUGCAGCCAACAUGGGUGUUUGGUGGAGCGUGUGGGAAGCUGAUUUUCGGUGA
Glarea lozoyensis ATCC 20868 is the source of this 1809-nucleotide messenger RNA. RefSeq lists its product as uncharacterized. The transcript is spliced from 2 exons. NCBI's taxonomy places the organism in Eukaryota, Fungi, Ascomycota, Leotiomycetes, Helotiales, Helotiaceae. The coding region runs from base 1 to 1809 and encodes 602 amino acids. The record is from RefSeq and is a predicted model, not a curated record.